GGCGGGGCGACCGGAAGUGACGCGAAUGCCGAGCCGUGGCGGGGCCGCCCCGCCAUGUCGCGGAGCCCUGAGCGGCGGCCGCAGUUGUGAGUACGGGCGGGCCCGGGGGUUCGGCUCGCAGGGACGCCCCGCCAGGUGGAGGAAUGAGCCUCUUCAGAGGUUUCUUUUGCCCCUUGGUACCAAUUUGCAGCCCUAGUUAGUUGGGGUGCAGCAUUGCAGGCUGUAUGUACCGAGUCAUUCAGACAACGGGACCAGAUGGAAAAAACCUUCUGAAAUUGCUUCCCAUUUCUAAAACUUCUGGAAGCUUUGUGCCAGUAGUUCAGUCUCCAGCCAUGCCAAAUAAUUCUAAUACAAAUGUUUCUAACCCAGUUCAUCUUACUUUUAAGACACAGCUUGGCAAUACUGCUGCACCUUCAUCUGUUAAGAUACCUAUUUUUCAGCCUCCUAAUGCUGGAAAGAUUAUUCUUACGGGGACAAUAGACAAGCAGGAAGGUGCUAGGGCAAGUUCUGAAAAGGAAAGCUUGAUUCCAAGUGCAGCUGCCAACGCCCAGAGUAGCUGUGUGCCCAUGGAUGGAGUGUCCUUGCAGAAUGUGGCCAUCACGAGCUCCUCUCCCCAGAGCAGCACAAACUACGUGGUGGUGAGCACCAGACCCCUCCCAGUGACUGUCAAGUCUCCAGUGCUGCCCUCUGGACACCACCUCCAGAUUCCAGCUGAUGCAGAAGUGAAAUCUGUCCCAGCAUCUCUUUUGCCACCUGCAAUACAGCAAAAAAUCCUGGCAGUUGCAGCCACCAAUGUGUCUGGAGGAGCUGACAGUACAAAAAUGCCGACGGUUAUUUACGUGUCACCCGUGAACACAGUGAAAACCUCCCAAGUCCUGCCCAAGCGCUUGCAGAGCUUUUGCCCCAGAUCUGCCACAGAAGUUUCAAAGACACUGAUAGUGACAGCUGCACAAAAGGGAUCUGGUUCUUCUCCUGAGCCAGUCACAUCCAAGGGGCAGCAGUGCCAGAAAACUCCUAUGAAAUGGAUCGUGCAAGAAACUGCCCCACUUUCAGCAGCUUGUCUUAUCCCUGUAAAGUCUUCAAAUAAUGUGGCUUCCAAGAUCCUGAGAACUUUGUCAGACAUGAAGAAUGUAGAGGUUAAUCCUGCAAAUAUUUUGCCGCUCUGUUCUAAUGGUCCUGGUGGAAGCCAAACCAAAAUCGCACCUUUAAAAGAUAAUGCUUUGGUCAUGUACAAUGGAAAAAUCUAUUUAUUCACCAAAAGAGGCUCUGAUGUUCUGUCAGCCCAGGCUGACAAACAAACAUCUUCCUCUUCUGAUGCUUUACUUAAAAAGGAGACACCCAAGCAAAUUGAUUCUACUGAAGUCAAUAAAAUAACCAGUAAAGUGGUGAAUCUGGUGUUGUCGAAAAGCAAAGGAGUGGUGCUGUCUCAGAAAGACCCCAAACCAUGUACAGUCUCCAAAAAUUCAUCAGCAGUUGCCUUAAGAAGUGACUUAAACUCCACACCUGCAGCUGCGCUGACACCAAGUGCUAAUCAGCAGGAUCCCACUGUAAUCCAGAGACAGAGUUUGCCCUUCCCCAAGAGCGUUUCUUGCAGUGACGUGAUCCCAGUUCCAGCAGUAGGGAUGCAGGAAAGUGUGUGGCAAAAUGGCAAAGACAUGAGUCAUUCCCCAACCGCAGCAGGGGCUGUGUUACCUCAGGCUAAGCAGGAAUGUGCUCUCAGUAAAGGCUGGCCAAAGAUCCAAUGUGAAAAGAUGGAUUCACCGGGAAAGGUUAUUCAAAUCAAACACCAAGAGCCCCCACACUGGAGACAAUACUUGGAGUUAAGGAAAAAAUUUGGUCUCUUUAAGGAGGAGAGAGUUUGCCUUAUGAGAAUACCAUUAAAGGCCUUCUGUGAGAAUCUAGAGGAAAGGGUUUGUUCCAGUGUCAGCUUGGAAAGGAAAAAUGAUUCUUGCAGUUCAUCCUCAUUGGAUGUGGAAAUAAUGAGUCCCUCAUUGGAUGUGGAAAUAAUGAGUCAUCAUCAGGAAAGUGUUAAAGAGGAAAAGGUAAUUGUGGAUGUGGAAGAGGAUUUGACUAGGAAAAGGAAAAUAAAAUCCUCACCUUUGUUGGACAAUGGCAAGAGGAGGAGAAUUUCGCUCAAAUCAGCCACAAGUCCCAGUUUAGAAACUACCAGCUCGAGUUUGAGUGCACUUAGCAGGAGUGUUUCACCUCCACCAGCCUCACCACAGCCAAGUGUUCCGACUGACUCUGUUGGAGUGUCCCAAGGGAGGUACUCAGAGCAGGACACGUUUCCCUGGUGCAGUGACACUACCCACCCAGGGAUUUCAGUUUCAGUGACUUCUGAAGAGGAUCCUUCCAUUCUGGAAGGUUCUUUCCGAGAUGAUGCUUUUCCUGUGGCUCCCCCGGACCUGGAUGAGACAAUCCGGGAUGAAAAAAUCAAACGACUGAAGCAGCUCCUGCGGGAGCGGGAGGCAGCUCUGGAAGAAAUGCGCCGGGAAAUGCAGCAGAGCUGAAACGCCUGCCCUGGGGAUCCCAACCUUGUGCAUCACCUCUUCAGUGACUUCAAGAGGGAAUCCCUUGCUUAAAUUAAUAUUUCUGGUAGAUGGAAGAACUAGUAAAGUUUACGUAUGUUUGUAUUGAGAGAACUGUAGGUUUUUGUUAAAUGCCAGAAAUAAGAGACUUGGACCAUCAAAUUCUACUUCUGGGACAUGAUCCAAGAGCACAGACAAAGGGCAUUUUUACCAGCAUAUUCCCCAUAUUUUGAAUCAAGGGGGUUCUGUAUUAGCAAAACUUUCCCCUUUCGAAUUCCAUCAUCUGGCUCUUAGAACCCCAAUGCAAAUUGCAAACCCUAGUUGUAGAUAAUUUUUGUUUAUUUUUCUCAUGUGCAUGAGAACUUUGAUGACUUCCUGAGAACUGUCAAUUUUCAGAAGAGGUCAACAUCAGUGUUAAUAAAUGCUAUUUAAAGGAUCUGGGAAUUAGACUUUAGGCAGUAACAAUGCAGAUAUUUAUACAAAAACUUGUGUAUAUGUAUAUAUAUAUAUAUAUAUACACACAUAUAUAUGUAUUAAAAAAAAAUGCAGAUGUGAAGACAGAUGCAGGAGGAGCCAUGCAAAACAGCAAACAGUUGUUUGGAUUCAUGGCUCUCCCUGUCAUUAUUGUGAGCCUUUAUAAGGCCACGGCCAGUUGUGCAAUGUGGAAAUUUGGUUGUGGGGUUGUUUUGGAAGGGUGGGAUUUUUUUUUUAACAGAAUUGUGUUAAUAAUAAUUUCUUGAUGCUAAAAGACUUCUUUGUCCCUGGGUGGUAUCUUUACCAAUCCUCAGUGGGUGUCUUUUAAUUUGUUGUUGUUUGAACAUGUCUCUUGCCAUCUUCAGUUGUGGUACCUUAGUUUGCCUUGUAGGAGGGGAUGUGCCCUCAAACUGUCUUUACAUCUUAAUUUCUUUAGAACUUUGUAUUUUCCCACCAUGCUCUGUUGUAUGUGUACGGACACCUUUCCUUGUCCUCUGUUGUCCAUGUCUUUGAUCUUUGCAAGUUCAUUCUGCAGCUUGUCAGUUUCCCUUCCAUCAAUUAAUAACUUUUUUUGCCAGCAGAGUUUGUCAUUGUUUUGUUCUUGUCUAUUUAUGUUUAUGUUAAACAUCGCCAAUCCCGGCAGAGCUCUGCUGCAAAUUUGUGUUCACGAGAGGCUGUUUUUUACUGUCCUUUUGUUUUUUAUUCUUAUUUUGUUUAAUGAAAUUUUCAUCUGCAGGGUUUUCAUUUAUUAUCCCUUGGAUGCCCAGUUGAUCUAUAGGGUUUUGGUGGAGGAUGGAUAUUUCUUGGAGAGCUUAGUCCCAUAUUUUUUAUUUAUAUAAGUUUUGGCAGUGGGAAAAAUUCCAGUGGAUUGGAGAGACAGGAAAGGUUUCUCAAGGGAAGAAAAAGAAAGUUCCUGCUCUGAAGAAUCACAGAAUCAGAGAAGAGUUUUGGUUGUAAGGGACCUUAAAGCUAAUCUCAUUCUACCUCCUGCCAUGGGCAGGAACACCUUCCACUAUCCCAGGUUCCAAGCCCCGUCCAGCCUGGCCUGUGACACUUCCAGGAACAGGAAGAGUUUGAGCUAGACCAAGAUGAUGGACCAGAUGCACAGUGACAGGUGAGGAGGGAAGGUGAAUAAUGGAAAUAAACUCUGCAGUGAUUUAGAUUACUUGGUAGGAGGGAAGUGUGGUGGAACAAGCAAGUCAGGGUGGUUCUUUGGGUAUCCACAGGCUCACUGUGUAUGGAAUGGGUGUUUUGGGUCAGAAUUGACCUUGACCAUCUCCCAGACACCUACCUGCUCCACUCGCUCCCCUCCUGCGGGAUGGGGGAAAAUGGAAGAAUGGAAUUGUGGGUGGAAAUAAAGACAGUUUAACAGGUCAAGCAAAAGCUGCUGGCACAAAAAGUAAAAUCGGGAAUUCAGUCACCAUGUUGUGUCAGCAGGCAGAAGAUCGGCCACUUCCAGGGUCUCUGGGCACAGUAUUCACUUGGAAGACAAAUACUGUGACCACGAAUGUCCUUCCAUUCUCCUGCUUUCAUACAGCUUUUAUUUGCUGAGUAUGGCCUCCUGUGGCAUGGAAUAUCCCUUUGAUCAGUCUGGUAAGACUGUCCAGGCUGUAUCUGUUCCUAGUUUCUCGUCCAUCCCCAAAUUCCAGUCCAUCGCAAGCUUGCUAGGGGAUGCACAGCAAGAGGAGAAAACCUGGAUGUCGUGGGAGCUCUCCUCAAAACAUGGGUGUGUGAUCAGCAGUCUCCUCAAAAUCCCAAACAUGGCAUGAUGUGAGGCUACUGUGAAGGACAUUGACUCCAUCCCAGCUGAAAGGAUGAAGUGGGAAUUGGGAAGGAGAUUGAGGCAGCCUUAUGUCAUGUAUCUGGUGCUGCAAUCACCUGGUAGAUGCUCUUCCAACAGGCUUUGCUCACUUACUGUCCUCUAACAAAUCUCUUUCCUCUGUUUUCCAAUGAUGUCCAAGAAAAUUAAUGAGGCAGAGUUCUCUUUAUCUUCUUGUUUCACUUGAGGAUUCCAGCAUUGACAUUCUAUAUGGGUGCAGACAAUUGGUCUGAAUUUAGGCUUCAGGCUCUGCCAGUGUCUGUGAAAGGCAGGCGAGCAACUUUGUCAUUCUGGACUGGGAAAAUCUUAAGGAGGAAUUCAGACAAACCCUGGGAAGUGAGAAACCAUCUGCAGGUGGUAUUUUUCCAACGUUUACUGGCAAAAGAUGUUUAUAAAAGGGUGUAGACUCUAAUAACCAGUCACAUUCUUUGUACUGAACUACUAAAAGUAGAAUUUAGAAGAAUAAAGCUUGCUCUCAUUUUACCGUCAUAUCAACAAGAGUCUUGUAAUUUCUGUGCCAUCUGAAAAUCAUAACAACAAUUCUACAGUAUGCUAUCUUCUUUCUCCCAGAACCUAUUUUCCUUAACAAAGUAGUCCAUUUGCCUGAAUUUUUUGUAGAGAUGAUAAAAUACUCAAAGUUGGGAGAAGAAUCCUCACUGCAAAAUUUUGAAGAAAUGGGACCAGGAUUUGGUGGAAGAAGGUGAAUGGACUAUCUCCAAUAUGGUGAUGAAAAACACCUGAUGCAGUUCAGAAAAAGAGUGAAACCAAGUAUGGAAGAGAGAGAUCUUCCUUGGAACAACAUUAGUGCAAGGUUGGAGGGAUCACUGAGAGCCAAGAGAAGCCUCUUGAUGUGCCGAUGGGGGAAAGUUGUUCCAAAAGGAGCAAAGGGGCUUCAAGGACAUUGAGGCUGUUGGAACUGCUCCUAAUCCAGACCAUCUGCAGCACGGAUUGGAUUUUACUGCCCUGUUCAUCCUUGAACUCCCCCAAUUUAUGAAGUCUGUGGCAAGAACUAGAGUUCUGGGAAUGCUGGCUGUCACCCCAGGAGUGAAGGUGACUGGUGGCCAUCCCUGAGUGCAGCCCGGGCUGGCAGGAAGGUGUCACACACCAGGAUUGGUGUGCUAAGUACAUACGAAAUCCAUGGAUUUAGGAUAUUAAUGACUUCAAGCAAAUUCCUGGGAGGAAUCAGCAGGAGACCUUUUAGGAAUUUCAGAGUCCAAAGAGCAGAGGUGGCAGUGAGUGCUGGACUGAACAGGAAGGAAAGAUGGUGCUGGGCAAGUUGCCAGCAUCAGCCAAACCUGGUGCCAGGACUGUCCCUUUGCCUGUCUUCUGUACUGGAAACCCACCACAGCCCCAGAACUUCUAUGUGAGGCACAAACCUUCAUAGAGGUCUGUCCCAGACAUAGAAUUAUUGGAUCAUUUAGAUUGGGAAACACCCUCAAGAUCAUCAAGUCCCACUGCAAACCUGAGGCAGGCAAGCCCAGCACUGACCCAGAUCUGGGCAUUGUCAGGUGCAGCCCAGGAAGCCACCUGGGGAUGGCUUUAAGGGGGCUGUACCAGGAACAGGCAUCAGAUGAAGCUCUGGACAGACAACAGCAGUGUCAUGUUCACAACACAGCAGAGCAUAACUGAUCCAGGAGGUUCUGGAAUGCAUUGAGGAUAAACACCUCCAAGUGAGAGAGGAGCCAGCAAGGAGAGGAGCUCACCAACAAGGAGGACCUGGUGAGGAAUGAGAAGCUCAAGGGCAGCCUGGGCUGAGCGAACAUGGAAUGGUGGAUUCGGAAUCCUCAGGGCAACAAGGAGGGCACAGUGAGCCCUGGGAUUCAGGAUGCCUCUUCAGGGAUCUGCAUUGUUGAGUCUCAUGGGAUAAAGCCCUGGAGGGAAGAGGGACCCAGGAGAGCUGGUUGAUAUUUAAGGAUCGCCUCCAAACUCAGGAGCAACAUAUCCUAAGCACAAAGAAGUUGGACAAAAACUCCAGGAGGCCUGUGAGGGUGAACAAGGAGCUCCUGGACAAACUCAAGAGAGUAUGGAAGCAAGGACAGGCAGCCUGGGAAGAAUACAGAGGGAUUGUCUGAGCAGUGAGGGAUCACGUUAGGAAACCUGAAGCCCUGGUAGAGUUAAAUCUGGUCAGGGACAUCAAGGGCAACAGAAAAGGUUCUAUAGGUACAUUGGUGAUAAAAGAAAGACUGGAGAAAAUGUGGGCCCUCUCCAGAAGGAAACAGAACACCUGCUUACCAGGAUGUGGAGAAGGUUGUGGUUCUCAGUGUUUGUGCCUCAGUCUUUGCUGAGUAGUGACCCAGUCACACCACCAGAGUCGCAGGGGCAAAGGCAGGGACUGGAAGAAGGAAUAACCAUCCACAGAGGAGAAUCCCAGAACCUUUAAGGUUGGAAAAGCCCUCCAAGGUCAUCAAGUCAAACCUGUGUCAUUGAGUCCAACCUGUGACUGAUACCCACCUUGUCACUCAGCCGGGAGCACUGAGUGCCGCAUCCAGGCACUCCGUGGGCUUCUCCAAGGAAGUGUCUGCCUCCAUCUCCUUGGGGAGCCCCUUCCAAUACCUGAUCUCCCCUUCCAGGAAGAAAUUCUUCCUGAUGUCCAACCUGAAACUUUCCAGGUAAAACUUGAUGCUGUUUCCUCCUGUCCUGUCCCUGUUCCCUGGGAGCAGAGCCUGAUGCCACCUGGCUGCGCACUCCUGUCAGGGAGUUGUGGAAAGCCAGAAGGGCCCUCCCUGAGCCUCGUCUCCAGGCUGAGCUGCCCAGCUCUCUCAUCCAUUACUUACAGGACUUACACUCUCUACCUUCACUAGCUCAGUUCCUUUCUCUGGACUUGAGAAGAUAAAAUUCAGAAAUAUUUAAGGAAUAUGAAGGUGUACAGGUCUGUGGGCCCUGAUGAGAUGCAUCCAUGGAUCCUGUGGGAACUGGCAGAGAAAGUUCCUAAACCACUCUCCAUCAUAUUUGAGAAGCUGUGGCAGUUCAGUGAAGUUCCCACUGACUAGAAAAUGGGAAAUUUGAUCCCCAUUUUUUAAAUUAAGGAAUAAGGCAGAUGCAGUAUACUACAGGUCAAUCAGUCCCACUGAUGUCCAGCAAGAUCAUGGAGAAGAUCCUUCUGGAAACUAUGCUAAGUCACAUGGAAAAUAAAGAGGUGAUUGGUGGCAACCAACAUGGCAAGAAGGCAUGAAGAAGACAAAUCGUGCCCGACAAAUUUGGUGGCCUUGUACAACAAAGUGACAGUGCUGGUAGGUGAGGGCCGAGUGAUUGGCAUCAUGUACAUGGACUGUGCAAAGCAUUUGACACUGUCCUGCAAGACAGCCUUGUUUCAAAACUGGAGAGACAUGUAUCUGAUGGGUGGAACACUCACCGGAUAAGGAAUUGACUGGAUGGCAGCACUCAAAGGGUUGUGGUCUGCAGCUGUAGACAAUUAUGUCUGAGUGGAGCCCAGUGACAACUGGUGGCGCAGGGGUCAGUGUUGCGAGCAGUGCUGUCUUUAUCAGUGACAUGGACAGGUGGGAUUGAGGCACCCUCAGCAUGCUGCUGACAGUGAGAUGUUUGGUGGAGUCACACGCUGGAGGGAAGGGAUAGGGCAUCCAGAGGGACCUGGAUGGGCUGGAGAGGUUGUGAUCAUGUGAGCCUCAUGAAGUUCAACAAGGCCAAGAACGAGCUCUUGCCUCUGGUUUGGGGUGACCCCCAGCACAACUCCAGGCUGGGGCAUGAAUGGAGUAGCCCUGAAGAGAAGGACCUGAGGGUGUUAGUGGAUGAGAAGCUCAAUAGGAGUGACUUCAUCAGUGAUAAGGGGAGGCUGACAGAUGUCAUUUAUCUAGACUUCUGUAACUAUUUGACGUGGUUCUCCCCAGUAUCGUUUACAUUUGAGAGAUGGAUUUAACAGGUGGACUGUCAGGUGGAUAAGGAAUGGGUUGGAUGGCCACAUCCAGGCAGUUGUGGUCAACAUCUCAGAGUCCCAAUGGGCAUGGGUGACCAGUGGUGUCCCUCACAGGUCCAUACUGGGAUCAGUAGUGUCCCUCAGGCCUCUGUACUGGGACCAGUGUUAUUUAACACCUUCAUUAAUGACAAAUUAAGGGAUCAAGGGCACCCUGAGCAGGUUUGCAGGUGACACUGAGCUGAGGGGGCAGAGACACCCCUGACGGAAAGAGUCAUAGAGAGGGACCUGGACAAGCUCAGAAGUGGCCCAUGGGAAACUCAGGAGGUUAAACAAGGCUAAGUUCCAGGUGCUGCACCUGGGUCGGGGUGAUCUUUGGGUGGAUCCAGGCUGGCGGUGAGCAGAUGGAGCAGCCCUGGGACAAUGACUUGGGGGUGUCAGUGGGUGAGACCUGGACAUGUCUCAGCCCAGAAAUCCCCCAAGCCCUCAGCUGAUCCCCCAGUGUGGGCAGCAGGGGAGGGAGAUUCUGCCCCUCUGCCCCACUCAGCUGAGACCCCACCUGCAGAGCUGCCUCCAGCCCUGGGGCUCAACAGCAGCAGAGGGAUGUUGAGCUGCUGUAGCAAGUUCAGAGGAGGCUGUGGAUGGCUACAGCCCCUCUGCUCUGGGGCCAGGCGGGGAGAGCUGGGGAUGUUCAGCCUGGAGAAGAGAACACUCUGGGGACACCUUAGAGCUCCUUCCAAUGCCUAAAGGGUCUCCAGGAGAGCUGGAGAAGGAACUGGGCAAGGAAUGGAGUGACAGGACAAGAGGGAGUGUCUUCCCACCGCCAGAUGGCAGGGUUGGAUGCGAUAUUGGGAAGAAAUUCUUCCCUGAGAGGGUGGUGAGGUUUUGUACAGGGUGCCCAGGGGAGCUGUGGCUGCUCCAUGCGUGAGAGUGUCCAAAGUCAGGUUAGACAGGGCUUGGAGCAACCUGGGAUAGUGGAAGGUGUCCAGGGGUGGAAUGAGAAGAUCUUUAAUGUCCCUUCCCACCCAAACCAUCUUGGGAUUCUGUGAAUUGAGAUCUGAGGAUUCUCCACAGAAUAAGUCCUGGGGCAGAGCUGAACCAGGGCCAGCCACAGCAGCCCGUGCCAGGGCUGGAUGCUCAGGCUUGGGCUCAUGUGGAGCUCAUGGGCCCUGAGUGUGUGAGGAGGUCCCAGGAGGCUGGGCAGGGCAAUUCAGGUAUAUUAAUGGACCCUGUAAGUCUGUUCAGGGCUCGGUUGGUCAGGCAUUGGAAGGGGUUGCCCAGGGAGCUGGUGCAGGCACCAUCCCUGGAGUUGUUUAAAGGGUGUCUGGAUCUCGCUGGGUGAUGUGAUUUAGGGUUUAUGGGGCUACAGUGGCUGUGGGGGAUGGACUUGGGUGGAUGAUCUUGAAUGUCUUUUCCAACCAUGAGGAUUCUAUGAGAGGUGCGACCCAACCCCGACCCUGGAUCAUGGCUGUUGGUGGGGCUGCAGAGAAGGGGAAAAAGGCGGGGAUUCACUGAGGGUGUGUAACUCUGGAGCAGCUGGGAGCAGGGAGCUGCUCCUCGGUAGAGCUCAUCCUUGUCUCUUUGCAAAAGGUGAGAGAGCAGAAAAAGGGUUUUCCUGGCAUUGAGGAGGUUGUUAAACGGAGAAGCAUUGGAUGCCCUGAGGCUGAACUUCCAUGGGUCUGCAGAUGAGCAGGAAUCCCAGCACAUGGGGCUGGUGGGGGACCAGUGAGGAGGGUUUACAUUCCUGUAAACCCAGGAAUGUACUGGUUUGGGCAGUAAAAUCAGUAUCUUUGAGGUUGGAAAAGCCCUCUGUGAUCGUGGAAUCCAACUGUUCUCCAGCACUGCCACCAUUAAUCAUGUCCUCCAAGUGCCAUAUCCACGUUUUUUUUUUAAAUCUCUCCAGGACUGGUGACUCCACUGUUGUGGGCAGCUGUGCCAGGGCUGGACAACCCUUUUGGGGAAGAAAUAUUUCCUGAUGUCCAACCUAAACCUCAGUCAGCCCUGGCUGGCUCAUCACAGUGACAUUAGGUUACAGAGAAAUUCCUGCACUCUGGUGCAGCAAUUGCUUCUGCCUGCAUCAGGUUGGAUGUCUGUUGUUGGGAUCAACCUCUCCAUGUUUCACAGAGAUCCACAGAGAAAGCAGUGAAGGGGAGGUGAGGAAAGCCCUGUGAGCAGGCAGAUGCCUUCUAGAGCCUCCUUGAGGGCUACAUGAAUGAAUCAAUUGGGGUUUUUUCUUCUCCCAUUAUAUCAGGCAAAGAUCUCUCUCUCCGCCACAGGGAUCCCAUCACUGUUGGGGGCCAUCUCUUGCCUAAACCAUUUGUCUAAUGAGCCUUGAGGGGAGGCAAAGGAUUCUCUCAGCUGAAACAUCACAUUUUCUAUAUUGGAGCAGUUAAUUAGGAACUGGGGUUUACCUAUUCCCUGCUUAGGAAGUGUAUGGCCUAGCGUGCAGCUCUCCAGGGCGACUGGGAUCCCUAAGGAUUCAUCAGCAGGUGAAAUACAAUACUGGGGAAACCUUCCCAUGCCAUGAUGCCCAGGGUUCUCUGUGACUCCAUGUGAAUCACAUCCACCUGUCCUCUCACCCCACUGCCCUCAGUAGUAAUGCGUCUUUUGGCCCCAAACAAUGUUUCCCCCCUGUGGAUUGUCUGAAGUCUGGCUGAACCAGGCUGGAAAUGCAGUAACAAGGAUGGAGACAUCCCAUUUAAAUCUGGGAGAAAGAAGCUACUCAUGGAACUGCUGGGGUUUCCAGGAGGCCUCCAGCUCAGAAUAAUUUCUCUCUUGGUGCUUUGCUUGGUCCUUCAGGAAGGGAAGAUGCCAUAGUAAGGGAUUCUGGUGUGGGAGGAAAUGUGCUGGAGCUCAUGUACAAGCCUUGAGAAGUAACUUGGGAAGGGAUCUAUUCCUGCCAAGCAGGGCUCAAAGGCAGCUGUGGAGGUACUUGGUAGAUCUGUGUGCAAUCAAAUAUCCUCUUAAUCUGCUGUACGUUGGUAGAAUUUGAGAUACUUGUUUUUAAGGCUUCUGGCUUGGUCUGGGAAUGAGUGGAGUGUGGAAGGUUGUCCCUAUGGAUUGACCCUGGAACCAGCUGGUGUGUUAGAGGCUCAUGGAGCUUCGCCUCAGGAGCACACAGACGCUCCACAGGGUUGGGAUAAGGGCUGUCAGUACUCUGGGAGCUGCUGGAAGCAGCUGCAGGAAGGAGCAGCUGGCUUAGGUUGGAGGCUUUCAGGGAGCACCAGGGUUGUCAAGGACAUGAGAACAGGGGUCGCACUCUCACGUGUUUAAGAGACAGCUCUUGGCUUGGGAGGGAAUAGAGGACGUGGGCUGCCUUGGCCAACUUUUCCACCUGUGCAACAGGGACACUUGGCAGGAGAAUUCCUGGGUCAACCUGCCUGUCAGCUCCAAC
Molecule: messenger RNA, 12083 nt
Organism: Prinia subflava (tawny-flanked prinia)
Lineage: Eukaryota; Metazoa; Chordata; Aves; Passeriformes; Cisticolidae
Gene: LRIF1
Product: ligand dependent nuclear receptor interacting factor 1
Exons: 5
Coding region: 225-2510 (761 amino acids)
Biological process (GO): regulation of DNA-templated transcription
Molecular function (GO): nuclear retinoic acid receptor binding
Source: RefSeq, a predicted model, not a curated record